AUGGGCCAAGCAUGGGUGGCUGUGCGCGUUUUCGCUCGCUCGCUCCUCAUCCCGCUCGUCGCGGGCCACGGUUCGGUGGUGAGGCCGCUGCCGCGGCAGGCUGUCGAUGCCGAUCAAGCCCCGUGGGCGUCGGGCGCCGUGCCCGAGCCCGUGCCACGUGUGUCGCUUCCCAACGAGGCGGGCACGUGGUGCCCUGUCGCUGGUGCCUCCGGCGCGCGGCUGGGAAAGUACAGCGCGAAUCUGGCGCAAUCGUGCUUCUGGUUCUCGAAUGGGUGUGCGAUAGGCUGCCACGCUUGCGACGGCAGCACGCGCGGCCCAGAGGUCGGCCCAGAGAAGCGCAAGGUCUGCGCCACUCCGAUGAACGCCACUCUAUGCGACGAACGGCUGCGCACGGUGAACACGGACGCGGAGUGUGGCUCGGCGGCGGAUAGGUACGCUUUCACGCCGUGGAGAGCGCCGGGCUUCGCGCCUGUGUUCGACGCGUGCGGCAUGGCGGGUGGCCGCGCUGCCGGCCCGGGAGGGCACGGCGCCGUCUACCGGAACACGAGCCACGCGAAGCAGGGCGAUCUGGGUUCAGCGGUGCUUGGCGCGCUCAACACCAACACAACGUGGUCGGCUGGCGACACCGUUGAGGUGUCUUGGGCGAUCACGGCGAACCACGGCGGCGGGUAUCAGUAUCGGCUCUGCCCAGCCGGCGAGCCGCUCAACGAGGCAUGCUUCCAAAAGACGCCCCUGCCCUUCGACCGGAGCCGCAAGCAGCUCUUCCGGUGGGGCGGCCUCGACGGCACCAAGGCGUGGUUCGACGGCGACUACGUAUCGGAGGGCACAAACCCGCCGGGCAGCACGUGGGUGAAGAACCCGAUCCCACGGAACGAUGGCUUCACUGGUGCCGGCUUCGCGCCAAAGUGCGACGAGGUGCCAGACUGCCGCACGACGGCCGUCGAGAGCGACUGCCUAUGCUCGGGUAUGUGGGGACCGUACAACCUGGAGAUAGUCGACUACGUCACGCUGCCCUCGUCGCUCGCGCCGGGCAAGUACGUGCUGGGCUGGAGAUGGGACUGCGAGGAGAGCAAUCAGGUCUGGGCCUCCUGCUCCGACGUUCAAAUCACGGCCGCCCGCGCGUCGAAGUGA
Messenger RNA from Emiliania huxleyi CCMP1516, 1131 nucleotides. RefSeq lists its product as hypothetical. NCBI's taxonomy places the organism in Eukaryota, Haptophyta, Isochrysidales, Noelaerhabdaceae. Bases 1 to 1131 code for a protein of 376 amino acids. The transcript has a single exon. The record is from RefSeq and is a predicted model, not a curated record.